Molecule: messenger RNA, 3326 nt
Organism: Heterocephalus glaber (naked mole-rat)
Lineage: Eukaryota; Metazoa; Chordata; Mammalia; Rodentia; Bathyergidae
Source: RefSeq, a predicted model, not a curated record
CUCACAGAGCCCAGUGGGGCCUGCAGACCUGGGCACCCCACCGAGCCCUACCUGCUUUUACCACACUCAUGCAGAAGGGGCUCUCACUGGUGACCUGGCUGGGUGUGGGACUGCUGGGUCUCCAGAUGCUUCAGCAUGGAAGCAUCCAUCCGACUCCUUGCCUGCUUGGCCUGUGUCAUCCCAAUGGGAUCACUUGUAAGAACUAAAAGAGAUACUACUGGGAACGUGCUCAACACAGAGAUGCACAGCGCGCCGGCGAAGCGCUGGUCCAUGCAGGUGCCGGCCGAAGUGAGCGCAGCGGCAGGAGACGCAGCGGUGCUGUCCUGCACCUUCACGCACCCGCACCGCCACUACGAGGGACCGCUGACGGCCAUCUGGCGCGUAGGGGAGCCCUACGCAGGCCCGCAGGUGUUCCGAUGUGCGGCGGCGCGCGGCAGCGAGCUCUGCCAGACUGCGCUGAGCCUGCACGGCCGCUUCCGCUUGCUGGGUAACCCGCGCCGCAACGACCUGUCCCUGCGCGUCGAGCGCCUCACCCUGGCCGACGCCGGACGCUACUUCUGCCGCGUUGAGUUUGCCGGCGACAUCCACGACCGCUACGAGAGCCGCCACGGCGUCCGGCUGCGCGUGACCGCCGCGCCGCGGAUCGUCAAUAUCUCAGUGGUGCCCGGCCCGGCGCACGCCUUCCGCGCCCUCUGCACAGCCGAAGGGGAGCCUCCGCCCGCCCUCACCUGGUCCAGCGCGGCCUUGGGCAAUAUCUCGGCCGCCUUGCAGGGCCCAGGUCACGGCUACCAGGUGACCGCCGAGCUGCCCGCGCUAAGCCGCGACGGGCGCUACACGUGCACGGCCGCCAACAACCUGGGCCGCGCGGAGGCCAGCGUGUACUUGUUCCGCUUCCACGGUACCAGCGGGGCCUCGGCGAUCGCGCUCCUGCUGGGCGCGCUGGGCCUCAAGGCGCUCCUGCUGCUCGGCGCUCUGGCUGCGGGUGCUGCCCGCCGCCGCCUAGGUGGGUGCACCCUGGAUCCGCAUGGGUGCAAGGGGAGGGCCGGGCUCUUCUCUCAGAGCUCCCGGUCACCCAGGACACCCAUCCAUGGCCCCAUGCUCAGGAAUCCAGUUAUGAAAAUUUGGGCCAGAUGAACUCCAGGAGCCCACAGUCUGCUGCAUGUUCCCCCUGAGGAGCUCCUCAGCCACCAGCAUCCACUUGUGUACCUGAGAAGCAAAGGCCAGGGUGAGGCUUGGCUGCUACAGCCUUUCCUGGUUCCCAGGCACCUUGGCAACCCCCAGCUGGGUCAUCAGCGGUCAGGAACCAGCUCAACAGAGUUUCUUCUGGCCUCCUCCUUGGACUUCUCACAGCCUCCAUGAUACUCAUGCUAGUGGGACCAGCAAUCUGAGUGUGUGUGUGUGUGUGUGUGUGUGUGCGCGCGCAUGCGCGUACCUCUAUUGGUCAGCUCUAUUACUGGGACAAAACACCCAACACCCACAACUGAGAGGAGGAGAGGUUUACUCGGCUCACAGUUUCCCAAGUUUCAGUCCAGAGGCAGCUGGCUUCAAGGGAGAAACAUGGCAGAAGUGUGUGGUGGAGCAAAGCUGCUCACUUCAAGUAGAGUGGGGAAGAGCACCGGUGAGAGAUAUACCCUCCAAAGGCACCCCCCAGCAACUUGCCUUCAACUGGGCCCCAUCUCCUAACAGCACAUUCAGCUGAGAACAUCAAUAGGAGUCAGAUGAAUACAGUAUGCCCAUGAUCCAGUCACCUUUUCUGGAGUCUCAUAAUCCAACCAAGUUGACAACCUCAGCAGUCACAGUGCCCUUGUAUGCCUCCAUGUGAAACUCCUGGACAGCUUCCUCCAUCUUUUUCCCUCAGAACACUGUUGGAAAGCAAACCGGAAACUGAUCAUAGGGCCUGGAGGCCCAUCAGGCUCCAAACUGCUCUACCAGGUUUCUAUGUGGACUGGGAUAAUUUUUUCACCUCUUUGGGUCUCAGUUCAUCCACCAUUGAACAUGGACAGUAAUAUAAUCUUCUCCUUUCGCUGGUAGGUCUAUCAAGAUCCGAGGGAAUAAUAGAUGCGAUGAGGUUUUUGCAAUGUACAAGGCUGUCUCAGAUUUGGACCUUGUCAUACAGUUUUUGGAUAAGUUGGCAGUCACAUCAGGCUUGUGAGGAACAAAGUAUUCCAAAGAAGAUGCAGGCUGGGGGUGUGCAAACUGUGGUCUGAGGAGUAUCAAAUCCUGGAAACUUGGUAGCAGGGAGAGGCCUGGAGGCCCUGUUUCCUGCAAUAUUUACUGCAACUGUUCCACAUCUUCUGCCCACCUCUUACUGCCCCAGAUGCUCUACACCGUCUUGAGGUGGGACCCCCAGGAGAAGGAGCCAAAGACCCAUUAUCUCAAAGCAUCUGGAAGCUACUGUCUCAAGGGCUGGAAGCCAGGAGACUUGAGGGGAGAUAUGGGACCCCGUGAAUACAACAGCUAGAAUCUAUGGCCCACAUCCUCCCUGAUGUGUAGUCCAAAACCACUGGCACUCUUACCCCAUUUGCCCAAGUCCAGUGAGGCUAACUGUAUGGGGUACUGAACUCCCUUUUUAGAUAGCAAUGUGAAUUUACUGGUCCUAUUAAGGGAGAAACAUGCUUGAGAACCAGGUGAACAGUGGACUAAAUUGGCCAUGAUGCCUUUCUGAGGAGAUGCUCUGAGGGUUGAGCGGUUCACUAGCCCCCCCACACACACAGCCUUUGCCAGGGCAAGUGGGUGAUGGCAGCUCAUUACUGGGAUCCAGCCAGCAGCUUGCCUGAGCUGUUAAGAGUUCACAGAAGAUGACAUCUAUAGCCUCCUCACAAGGACAUUUGGGCACCUCCAGGGUGUCCUGUAUCACCAGGGAAGUAGUUGGGGAUACAAAAGUGUGUGUUAGAACAUCUGCUUGUUCUUUGAAGCCAGUUUCAUAACCCCCCCCAAAAAAACUGUAAUGUGAAUUAUUGCUUAUGUAUUUGCUUCGUGCUAAGAACUGGACAAAGUAUUUGAGGCUACAAAAAUGAAGAAGUAACCUGUAUCAGCCAAGAUGGACUAGACUGUGCUUCCACAAACCCCAAAAGCAGCGGGUAAAAACAAUGAGUUUAUUUCUUGCCAAUGCUACAGGCCCAUCGCAGACUGGCAGAGAGAUUUUGCACCAUUGUUACUCAGAGACCCAGGUCCCAGAAUCCAUCAUCUUUUAUGGAUUGGGGGAAGAAUCCUCCAGAGGGAGCUGGGUGUGAAUCCCUGUUACUCAAGAGGCCAAGGCAGGAAGGAAGAUUCCAAGUUUGAGAACUUCCUGGAAAAUUGCCUGUCUCAAAAUAAAUAAUAGUAGA